CGUUGACGUUUAAUUUCUUUCUCACCUUCUGUUUUUAUUUUAACCCUAAAAACCAAAAACCCUAAACAUUCCUCCGCUACCCAACAGAUCAAUUCGUUGAGGGCUCCCCGCUCUUCAUUUUCUUUACUCUCAGCUGAAAUAUCUGCUUGUUUGACUUCGUCUCUUUUUUUUUCCUGAAAGCAGAAGCCCCGAUCCCAUCUUCAACUCCAAAAAUGUCGGGAGAAGAGGUUGCCGUUGCCCAACCAGAGGCACCCGCUACUCUUGGUGAGCCAAUGGACAUCAACACAGCCUUGCCUCUUGUGGUGAGGAAGUCCCAAGCUCAUGGUGGGCUUGCUCGUGGCUUACAUGAAGCUGCCAAGGCAAUUGAAAAGCACAAUGCACAUCUUUGUGUUUUGGCCAAUGACUGUGACCAACCUGAUUAUGUUAAGCUGGUCAAGGCACUCUGCGCUGACCAUAAUGUUAAGGUGCUACGUGCACCUAGUGCAAAAGCUCUUGGCGAGUGGGCUGGUUUGUGUAAGAUAGAUUCUGAAGGGAAAGCACGGAAAGUAGUUGGUUGCUCUUGCGUAGUUGUGAAGGAUUACGGUGAACAACACGAGGGUGUCGAAGUUGUUCAGCAGCACAAGGAUUAAGUAAAGAGGAUGGUUUCUUUGGUAGAAUCAGAGUUUAAUUUUGGCCAUUCAUGAUAUUUGCUUAAGUAAUUUUGUUUUUUCAAAGGCAGAACUGCUUGGUGUUUCUUAUGUAUGCUACCUUUCUCAUUUUAAAUUACUGGCAAACCAUUUGGAAAUCCAACAA
This is a messenger RNA of Gossypium arboreum, 792 nucleotides long. Its product is annotated as 40S ribosomal protein S12-like. The transcript has 5 exons. Bases 213 to 629 code for a protein of 138 amino acids. Lineage: Eukaryota; Viridiplantae; Streptophyta; Magnoliopsida; Malvales; Malvaceae. Gene Ontology annotation, cellular component: ribosome; cytosolic small ribosomal subunit. Gene Ontology annotation, biological process: translation. The record is from RefSeq and is a predicted model, not a curated record. Gene Ontology annotation, molecular function: structural constituent of ribosome.